Molecule: messenger RNA, 880 nt
Organism: Salpingoeca rosetta
Lineage: Eukaryota; Choanoflagellata; Craspedida; Salpingoecidae
Exons: 1
Coding region: 453-869 (138 amino acids)
Source: RefSeq, a predicted model, not a curated record
CAACGGCGACCCACACAAACACCACAACAACAACAGCACACCACUCUGCUCUUGCCUGUUAGUUUGCUGUUCCAACACAACGACGAAGAUGGCUGACGGGGAGACUGGUUAUGUUGGCUGGGUUGACGGCGAAGGGUCCCGGAUCAUUGUGCCGGCUGCUUCAAUGAAGUGCAUUAUCAAGCGCGAGGAUGGCACGUUCUUCGUGUCAUGCCGGGACAACAUCAAGGACCAGGAUGUCAAGGAGCUGAACGUCUUCAAGAGCCUGGAGGAUGCAUACGUUUGGAUGACACACUGAUCCGUCCUAGUUUCUAUUGUGGAUCAUAUGCUCCUCACAACUCAAGCGAAGGUGCACAAGUGAGCGAGCGUUCGAACGCUUGCGCCUCCAUAUACAUUGAAACCCCUCCCGCUCUUCCCCUCUUCUUGACCCAUGAUCGUGUCCCUUUGGCUCACACAUGCAACACCUUGGUUGUCCUUCCUAUUCCCUCCUUUGCUUGUGGCCUCACUCAGGUGUAAUCAGAACCGGGUUUUCGCACCCAAGCCUUCCUCUCUUCCUUUGUUUUCUUUCUUCAAUCACAUCGAUUGGCUCGCUCGUUUGUUUCCCUUGUUGCAUCGGCACAUCUUGCUUGCUUGACCGAUGCGGUCGUGGUUGUGCGUGUGCACGUGCGUGUGUGUGUGUGUGGUUUUGCACAUACUCCAAGUACAAACACCCGACUCGACACAUCAGCCCGGCUGACUCAGUUAGCAGUCGUGUGUGUGUGUGUUUGUGUCUGCUGUGCUUUGUAUUCCAUGCACGACGUAGCUGGGAGGCGCAUAGAAGGCGAGCAGCGACGUGUUGUAUAGCAGCCGAGAGACGAAGAGUACACUGGUAAAGCUCAAGCAA